Molecule: messenger RNA, 1008 nt
Organism: Terrapene triunguis (Three-toed box turtle)
Lineage: Eukaryota; Metazoa; Chordata; Testudines; Emydidae
Product: translation initiation factor IF-3, mitochondrial-like
Exons: 3
Coding region: 154-1008 (284 amino acids)
Biological process (GO): mitochondrial translational initiation; ribosome disassembly
Cellular component (GO): mitochondrion
Molecular function (GO): translation initiation factor activity; ribosome binding
Source: RefSeq, a predicted model, not a curated record
UCUUAUUAAAUCAAAAAAUACAUGACUUUGCAAACAAAUGAAAGGAUAGUUUAAAAAAGGAUAGUUUAAAAAUUAGGGCUGCCAACCCUGACUUAGGUCUUUUUAACUAAUGAACAGAGGUUUGUUUUUUUCUUUUUUCCCCAUUUUCUCAGAAUGGCUGCCCUUUGCCUAAGGAAAUUAAUACAGCAAGCCACAAGGAAUGAAACUAGUUGCAUAAGUAAAUACUUGGACAUUCCUUUGGUGCAAACCAUGCAAAAGACAACAUUCUCUCAAGCACUGAUGGUGAUGGCUGGUGCUAAAAGGAGACUUAUGUUUCUACCUACAAAAUCAUUUUGUACAACUGAAGAAGCUGAAAAGAAACCAGAAGGAAAGAAAAGAAAAACAAAUGCCCAAAAAACAUUUGGAAGCAUUGGGAGGAAAAUUCCUCAGCCGAUCCUUCAUGUAAUUAGCGAAAAUGGGAACAGCUUAGGAAAUAUGCACAGAGGAGCUGUGAUUCAACUCAUGAAUGAGCGUGAUCUGAAGCUUGUUCCACUGCGUGAAAAUGAAGAGCCUCCAGUGUACAGACUAAUGACUGGGAAGCAGAUUCACGAAGAGCAGCUCAAACGUAGAGAGAAGCAAAAAGCAAGUUCAAAAGCUGGGCCUGUUCAGCUGAAGGAGUUAACUUUUUCUGUAGCUAUUGCAAAACAUGACUUAGAGACCAAAAUUAGACAGAUUCAGCAGUGGAUUGAUAAGAAGCAUCAUGUCAGAAUUUCUGUACAGCAAAGAAAUGUUGCAGAUGGACCAGAAAAGAUGCUGGCUCUCUUUGAUCAGAUUGUCAAGACUAUGCCUGAGAAAGCUACUUACUUAUCCCAGCCAAGAGUCAUUAAAGAAGGAAAGAGCACCUGUGUUUUGAGACACAUGUCAGACAAAGAAGCUAAUGAGUACAGGAAAAUGGAAAAAGAAAAACAAACAGACCUUCUGAACAAGGAGAGUGGAAAUGAAACUACUGAGUCGAGUGAACUGCAGUGA